CAACGUGAAGAAAAUGACUCGGUGACUUUAGCCAUAGAUGUAUUCGGUACAGCACAACAUGCACCACGUUUCGAGAUGGCUUCAGUAAGAACGGUACUAAGCCUAGGUCUCCCGGGUCAACGUGUAAUGAUGGAGUCAUUAUCGUCCAAGUAUCGCCACCUACGAGGUCUUCCUAUAAGCUCAUAUAGUGAUACAGCUCCUAAGCUACUCAUAGGGAUCGACAAUUAUCGUCUGACACGACCUUUGAAGGCCAUAGAAGGAGAACCCUUUGAACCAGUCGCCACCAAAACACGUUUAGGAUGGGUUGUGUCUGGACACUGCGCUCAAUUUCAGGGUGAUGGAUGGAAAGUAACAUUAGCCACGCAUAACGCGAGACUUUGCGUUUGUUCUAACCUAGAAGCAAGAUUAGAUGCCGUUCUUAAAGGAAGCUUCGACUUGGACAAAUCUAACGGUACACCACCACUACCAAAGGCAACGAAAAGAGCGCUAGACUUGCUGAGAGAACAAACCAAGUUUGUAGAAGGAAGAUUCGAAGUAGGGCUCUUAUGGAAACGAGAAAAUAUGUCCUUGCCAAAUAAUCGCUCAAUGGCCCUACGCCGCCUCGAUUGCCUUGAGAAACGCCUGAUUCGAGAACCAGAGCUAAGAGUAGCCAUGAAUGCAGUGAUCAGCGAACACAUCAAGAAAGGCUACGUACAAGAACUUCCUAAAACCGAGAAAAGUAUGAUGUCGGCAAGAACUUGGUACCUGCCAGUAUUUCCUGUCUCUAGUGCCAACAAGCCCGAUAAAAUCAGAGUAGUGUGGGAUGCUGCAGCAGAAUUCCGUGGAGCAUCUCUAAACUCUAUGUUUCUUACCGGUCCUGACCUCCUGACACCACUCAUCGUCGUACUACGCAGAUUUCGAGAGUACAAGAUAGCUGUCGCUGCCGACAUUUCCGAGAUGUAUCAUCAAGUACGCGUCAGUCCCAACGAUCAUGAUAGUCAGAUAUUUUUAUGGAGGUGGAACAAGGAUGAAACCGAACCUAAGGAAUACGUAAUGAAACGAAUGACAUUCGGCGCCGCUUGCUCACCUAGCUGUGCUCAAUUUGUAAAAAACUUGAACGCUGAACGGUUUCAAGAAAGGCUUCCGAUUGCAGCACGUUGUAUCAAGGAAGACCACUACGUAGACGACAUGCUGACGAGCCAAGAGGAGAUAUGUGAUGCGAUUAAGCUUGCCAAAGACGUCUUAUACGUCCAUGAACAAGGAGGUUUCCCGCUGCACAACUGGAUAUCAAACUGUGAAGAAGUACGUCGAGCAAUUGGUACUACGUCUAGCGAACAACAGAAAAAUCUCAACCUUGAACCGACUGUGACCACUCAGAAGGUCCUCGGUAUGUGGUGGGAUGCAGAACUAGAUGUCUUUCGCUUCAAAAUCCCUCCACGUAAUGAAGACUUAUUGCUGGGAACCACUAUUCCAACCAAGCGUCAGAUCCUAAGUAACAUUGCAAGAGACCUGGAGGAUGAAUGUUGGAUGGGACGACGAGGUUCCCCAAUCCAUCUAUGAGAUGUGGAGUCAAUGGCUUGCACAUAUUCCAACCCUCCAAAACAUUUCGAUACCACGCUGCUAUCGCGAAUCUGUGACAAUAA
Anopheles arabiensis is the source of this 1622-nucleotide messenger RNA. RefSeq lists its product as uncharacterized. The transcript is spliced from 2 exons. Lineage: Eukaryota; Metazoa; Arthropoda; Insecta; Diptera; Culicidae. The coding region runs from base 76 to 1539 and encodes 487 amino acids. The record is from RefSeq and is a predicted model, not a curated record.